UACAGCUGAUAGUUCAGUGAGGAGAAUCCUGGGUUAAACGAUCAUGCAUCAGCAAUUUUGUUGUUUCGUCAUGCGGGGGAGGGUACCAAUCGGGAAAUAGUCGUGUCUUGUAGGUAACUUUCCGCGGCCCACGAUAGCAACGUCGUACGAAGCAUAUUGUGCGAUUCCCGACUAACCGUGGGAGAUGGUACUGGUUCAAGUAUGAAUUAGAAAGGUUUAUGCGGAUGGGCAGAUGAGUUUGCCCUGGGGUACUCUCGCAAAAGAGUUCUGGCUUAAGUAGUGAGCCCCUUUCAUCUGGUAUCGGCAGUAGGAACUUUGUGGCAGCAUUUUCACGUAGCUUCCUAGUCGUGAAUCUGCAGCUAGCAAUGCCUUGGGGUAUCUUGGAGGACAAGCACAUGGAACAUGUGCCUGGCACAGUCGUCCUCGCUGACCAGUCCGAUGUGCCACCCGAAUUCCAAGAUGUCCCCCGAGAGAUACUCAAACACGCAUCGGACAGAUACUCCAGUGUCAUUUUGGUUCCACAGCCAAGCGACUCUCCAAAUGAUCCUCUGAAUUGGCCAACAUGGCAGAAAGACGCCAUCCUUGUCAUCGUCGGUCUCUCGGCCGCAGUGGUAGGCGCAUAUGGCCCAAUGCUGUCACCCGGGUUCGUUGAAAUAUCCGCGGCUCUCGGCAUCACUAUCAACACGCUAUCGCAAGCGACAGCAUGGGUCAUCCUCUUGAUCGGCAUCUCGUUGUUCAUCUUCAACCCACUUGCUAAGAAGUACGGGAGACGACCUGUAUAUGUGAUUUGCAGUAUCAUCAUGCUAUCGGGUAGCCUCUGGGGCGGGUUUGCGAAAGACUACAAGAGCUUCCUCGGUAGUCGCAUAUGGAGCGGACUCGGCAUGGCGCCAUACGAAGUACUCGUCCAGUGUACCAUUGCCGAUAUGUACUACGUACAUCAGCGGGCAACGAGAAUCGCAGCUUGGAAUAUGUUUCUGUUAUGUGGUAUUAGUGGCGGUGCUCUCAUCGCGGGGUACAUCAUUCAGGACCAAGGAUGGCAGUGGACUUUCAUCUGGUGUGCCAUCCUCUUCGGUGCACUUCUUCCUUUGGUGUUCUUCUUCGUCCCGGAAACUGCAUAUAAUCGCCCAAAUCCUCUGCAGCGACUUGUAGACACCAGAGCGCGACAUGAAAAGCCCGAUGACGCGGGAAACAAGAACGAAGUGGUGGAAUACAAGGAGAAUGUAACUCGUUCGCCUGAGAAUGGCGAGCAGCUAGCCGAGACGAAAGACCCUUACCUGCGAAGUUUGCGGAUGUACCACGGGGUCUACACCCAAACGUCACUGUGGAAGAUCUUCCUACGGCCCGUGGUAGUCUUUUGGUAUCCAGCGGUGCUGUGGGCGUUUUUAUUGUACGGUGCCACGCUGACAUGGAUUGUCGUCUUCAGCGUCGUCAAUGCAGCCAUCUUCACAGCGCCACCUUACAACUUCUCCGUGUCCGAGACGGGCCUGAUUUCGGUUUCGCCGUUUGUCCUCACAUUCAUUGGAGAGGUGAUUUCGGGCCCUCUGAACGACCGGGUAUGUCUGUGGUUGGCGAAGAAAAACCAUGGCAUUUAUGAGCCGGAGUUCAGGUUGGCGACCAUUCCUGUGCCUCUACUCAUUGGUGUCGUCGGGUUUUAUGGCUUCGGAGCCACGAUACAUUUCCAGACUCAUUGGAUUGGGCCAGUUUUGUGCUUUGGCCUGGCAAACAUGAGCCUUGCCUUUGCCAAUGGAUGCGUCUUUGGAUAUGUGAUUGACGCCCAUAAGGACUUGAGCGAAGAAGCGUUUGUUGCGAUCAACGCCCGAAACUUUUUGACUUUCGGCUUAACCUACUUCGUCAAUGAUUGGCUUGCAAAGGAUGGGGUCCUGGCUGUUUUCAACGUGCUGGGAAGUAUAUUCGUCGCAGUAAAUUUGCUGACAAUUCCGCUAUGGAUAUUUGGAAAGAGAAUCCGAGGCUUCAUUGCUCGAAGUAAUAAAUUGCAAAAGUUCAUGCAUGAAGACUAAAUUGCUGGGAGGGAUGAGAGGCGUCUUGGUGUGACCUCACCCACCAGCGCCUCUGACAACAUGACACAGUUUAUAACAGAGACAAAUGAACAAGAUCCAAUGUCUAUAACUUGCUAGCAACACACACAAGUAUAGCUUGAUGUGCGCCUUUGCUUCAAGCUACCUGCCAUAAGUUAAGGGAGGAAGUAGUUUGAUCAAGCCGGAAUUUCA
Molecule: messenger RNA, 2228 nt
Organism: Pseudomassariella vexata
Lineage: Eukaryota; Fungi; Ascomycota; Sordariomycetes; Amphisphaeriales; Pseudomassariaceae
Product: putative cycloheximide resistance protein
Exons: 5
Coding region: 366-2018 (550 amino acids)
Biological process (GO): transmembrane transport
Molecular function (GO): transmembrane transporter activity
Source: RefSeq, a predicted model, not a curated record